GUUAUUUAGUAAUUUAGUGAUCAAGGAACGCUUGUGACUGGAUUCACGUUUUGUCUUGGAUAACAGGUGGCAUGGAAAUGUCUGAUAGGUACUGCCAAGAAAUGAGGGUUGACGUGUCAAGUGUCUCCACAUCCAUGACCACUGAUCCCAUGACAGAGGAGAUACUGAGAGAUGAUUUAAGGUUUUACUUCAUGAGCCCUUGCGAGAAGUACAGAAGCCGCCGACAGCUACCGUGGAAGUUAGCAGUGCAAAUUAUGAAAAUAUUCAUGAUUACACUCCAGCUUAUACUGUUUGGACUGAAUAACCAGCUUGUGGUUUCCUACAAGGAGGAGAACCUAAUGGCCUUUAAGAGUUUAUUUCUGAAAGGCUACAGUGGUGUGGAUGAGGAUGACUACAGUAUUUCUGUCUACACCAGACAGAAUGUAUAUGAUAGUUUACACUACGUCAUAGAUCAGUAUUCCCAGUUAGGAAACCUGUCUGUAGGUCCCGUUAGUUACGCUGAGGAGAAUGAAAAGUUUCUGCCCUUAAUCAUCUGUAAGAAGAGCUACAAGAGAGGCAGCGCUGAACCGUCUGAGGAACCGUUUGAUAUUGAUGCCGAGCUUGAAACAGUUUGCUUGAGUCUUGAUCCAGAGUCUAGUAAAACAUGGAGAAUGAACAACGCUUCAUUUUAUGAGUUGGAUUUUUAUAGGCUUGUUGAUAUUGAGAUUACUUUCGCGCUCAAAGGAAUCAAUUUGCAAACGGUUCGUUCUCAUGAGCUGCCAGACUGUUACACAUUUUUUGUGAAGAUUGUGUUUGAUAACAGUUACCAUAGCGGGAAGGUGAAACUGACCCUUGAUUUUGAUGCGGUUAGUAGUGUGUGCAAAAACUGGAAGAUUUCAGGAACUGCUCAGAAAAACACUCACUACUACCUGAUCUUUGAUGGCUUCGUUAUUGUAGUGUGUCUGAUUUCUGCAGUGCUGUGCACACGGUCCAUUAUACUCGCUGUGAGGUUACUUCAGCGCUUUUCUAGCUUCUGUCUUGAGAAUUAUAAUCUCAAAGUGUGUGAAGAUGAUCAGAGGGAGUUCUUGAAUGGCUGGUACAUCUUGGUGAUUGUCAGCGAUGUGAUGGCCAUUAUUGGAUCGAUACUAAAAAUGGAAAUACAGGCUAAGAGCUUGACCAACUAUGACGUCUGCAGCAUCUUCCUGGGAACAUCGACUCUAAUGGUCUGGGUGGGCGUCAUAAGAUACCUGGGAUACUUCGAAAAAUACAAUGUGCUUAUCCUCACAAUGCGAGCGGCCUUACCAAAGGUCUUGCGCUUCUGCUGCUGCGCAGGAAUGAUUUACCUCGGUUACACCUUCUGUGGAUGGAUUGUUCUGGGACCCUAUCAUGAGAAGUUUGAAGGUCUGAGUCGUGUGGCCGAGUGUCUCUUCUCCCUGGUCAACGGGGACGACAUGUUCCCUACGUUUGCUGAGUUUGAGCAGAAGAACACUAUGGUUUGGCUCUUCAGCCGAGCUUAUCUCUACUCGUUCAUUUCGCUCUUCAUCUACAUGGUGCUCAGUCUCUUCAUCGCCCUUAUCACAGACGCUUACGAGACCAUCAAGGGUUACCAAACGACAGGCUUCCCCAUGACAGAGCUCCAGCGGUUUUUGACAGGGCAGAAGGAGGGUUUCCCCCUCCAGGGGCAGGAGGGGGUCGGCCCAGAGCGCGGCGAAGCCGAAACCGUCCACCCUUCGGUUCUGCUGUGUUGCUGCAAAAGGGUUCCCAAAGACGACACUGUCAUUCUCAUCAGUUGACCGACAGUUGCGACUGAUUCAAUGCUGAAUCUACCGAAAACUGCAAUGGAUUUGCAGCUUAAUAAGGGAGAUUAUGUGAACUUGUUUACCGCUCCAUGUACAUGAACCAUGAACUACACAGGAAGCGAGAUCUUUCUGUGAACAUGGCAAUUUCAUUAGGAACCGGUAAGACCUGCAUUAGCAAAGGGAUAAAUGCCAAAUCAUAUCUGCAAAAGUGCACUACAAUGCAAUUAAGAGAAAAAAAAAGCAUUUUGGGGGUCAAAUGGCAACCACAGAAGAUAUUCAAUGCUUUUUGAUGUGCAAUCUGUAAAAUUAUCCCUGUUUAAUGUUGGAUAGUAGAGGAAAAAUCUUUUAUGAUAUUAAUUAUGUCAUCUGGAUUGUCUGCUCAUGUUUUACAUUAGAGAUUAGAGAGUUGAUUUUUUUUUUUGUUUUGUUUUGUUUUGUUUUGUUUUGUUUGUUAGCGCUUUUUGUGUGUUACGUCAAAAGUGUUGAGAAAUAUUUCAAAAAUAAAGUCUCAAUAUUGUGCUUGAAAUAUGUCAAGUGCGUAAGGUAUGAAUGUAAUGCGUAUGUGCAACGCUGGACUGCUAAGAAUGCAUUGUUCACUCAGCCAAGGUAACUUUUGUCUUGGUGGAGAUGAUCAUACUUCAUGAAGUGAAUCACGGCUCAUUAUCAUCAUCAUCCCACAAUUAGCAGGGAAGGCAGACAAGUUCCUACGUGACUUGCUUAGUAAGCACUUGCUCACUGGGAGAAAGACCUUGGGUGCGGGAAUGGAAGAUAAUAAAGUGUAUUUUGUAUUUUCAAACUAACAGAG
Messenger RNA from Labeo rohita (rohu), 2583 nucleotides. It is a transcript of the gene mcoln2, whose product is annotated as mucolipin TRP cation channel 2. Lineage: Eukaryota; Metazoa; Chordata; Actinopteri; Cypriniformes; Cyprinidae. Gene Ontology annotation, molecular function: NAADP-sensitive calcium-release channel activity. Gene Ontology annotation, cellular component: membrane. The record is from RefSeq and is a predicted model, not a curated record. The coding region runs from base 72 to 1772 and encodes 566 amino acids. The transcript has 14 exons.